AUGAAUAAAUUCGUGCCUCAGAUAUUCCCGGGGUGGUCAGCUGAAGAUAACUACAGCUUCUCUCCUCUUGGUAAAAUCUGGCUAAUUUGGCACCCUUCUCUUCUUGUUACGGUAAUAUCAAAAUCUCUUCAAAUGAUUACGGUGGAGAUCAUCUGGCCCACUUCGACACAGCCCAAGUUUUAUGUGUCUCUGGUAUAUGCUUCCAACAAUCCCGCUGAAAGAGCUCUUCUCUGGUCUGAGAUCUCUUCCCUAGCAACCACUUUGGGAUUGGAUAAAAAGCCAUGGUUGAUCCUAGGGGAUUUCAACCAAACUCGAGAUCCAGCUGAGCAUUCUAAACCCCCUACUUUAAAAAUUGAUAAAAAGUGUAGAGAUUUCAAUGAUUGCUUGCUAACUGCUAACUUGGAUGACUUAAAUUUCAGGGGUACAACAUACACUUGGUGGAACAAACAAAAGCUCGCUCCUAUAGCCAAAAAGCUCGAUCGCACCCUGGUUAAUGACGAAUGGCUAGCGUGUUACCCUUCCUCGGUGGCGUUUGUAGGAAAUCCAGACUUCUCGGAUCACGCUGUCAUCACAGUCACGCUCGACCCUGAGAUCAAAAGAACAAAGAAGCCGUUCAGAUUCUAUAAUUUCUUGCUGCAAAACCCGGAGUUUCUGGUCCUGAUUUGUGAAAGCUGGUACUCCAUUAAUGUUAUGGGGUCUGCUAUGUUCAGGUUGUCAAGGAAGUUAAAGUUAUUAAAGAACAUCAUCAGGGAGUUUAGUAAGCAGAACUAUUCUGGGAUUGAGAUCAAGACGGAGAAGGCUCAUGAGAAGCUCCUGAGGGCGCAAACUGCCAUGCUCUCAGCACCAAACACUGCCAAUGCAGCGGAUGAGCUUCAGGCUCUACAUGAAUGGGAGGAGCUCUUUGCAGCUGAAACUUCUUUUUUCUACCAGAGAUCGCACAUAAAUUGGCUCUCGUGUGGUGAUGGAAACUCGAGAUUAUUUCACAGAUACGCAGCUACACGCCAGGCUAUAAACCACAUUCAUUUUCUGAUCUCCUGCUCAGGUGAAAGGAUAGACUCUCAGGCUGGUGGGCCUGAUGGAUAUUCGGCAGAAUUCUUCACGGCAUGCUGGUCAAUCAUUGGUCCGGAAGUAACAGACGCCAUCCUAGAAUUCUUCAGAUCAGGAAAACUGCUAAAGCAAUGGAACGCUGCAAAUCUUGUUCUCAUCCCCAAGAAGCCAAACGCGUCUCACCCCUCGGAAUUUCGUCCCAUCUCCUGCCUCAAUACGGUCUAUAAAGUUAUCUCGAAGCUGCUGGCGACAAGGCUGCAGGAAAUUCUCCCCCUCAUGGUUUCAAAAUCGCAGUCUGCCUUCUUACCGGGUCGACUCUUAGCAGAAAAUGUGCUUCUCGCGACAGAUCUCGUGAAUGGGUAUAAUAGGGAGACGCUAUCUCCAAGAGGAAUGCUUAAGGUUGAUUUGAGGAAAGCUUUCGACUGUGUCCGCUGGGAUUUCAUAGCUGCUACACUACGAGCCAUCGGCGUCCCAGUAGGAUUCAUUACACUGAUUUCAGAAUGCAUCUCCACGGCCUCCUUCUCCGUUUGCAUCAAUGGGGUCACAGGAGGGCUCUCCCGACUUCUCACAGCCCGUUAUGAUGCUGGUCUCAUAGGGUACCAUCCUCGAACCGAGCAUCUCAGGAUCUCUCAUCUUAUGUUUGCAGAUGAUGUAAUGGUAUUUUUUGACGGCUCUAGCAACAGCCUCCACGGGAUCGCGGAGUGUCUAGAUGAUUUUGCCUCAUGGUCAGGUCUGCAUACGAACCCGUCUAAAACUGAGAUAUUCACUGCAGGAUUGGACCAUUGUGAAACCGAAGCCAUCAUCAGCUAUGGUUUCCCUACUGGUCAGUUCCCUAUCAGAUAUCUAGGCCUCCCUCUCAUGAGCAGAAAACUCAAGAUCUCGGAAUACUCGGCCCUUCUGUCUAAGCUCACUGCAAUUUUCAAGUCUUGGUCGGUUAAAUUGCUUUCUUUCGCGGGAAGGCUUCAACUGCUCAAGACUGUCAUCUUCGGCACCGUCUCUUUCUGGCUGUCAGCGUUCAUCCUCCCCAAAGGCUGUAUUAAAAGCAUCGAAUCUUUGUGUUCUAGAUUCCUAUGGUCUGGCAACAUUGAGAAGAAGGGCAUUGCAAAGGUGGAUUGGAAUACGGUCUGUCUUCCUAAGGAAGAAGGCGGACUUGGGCUUAGAAACUUUACGACCUGGAAUCAUGUUCUCUGCUUAAAAUUCAUAUGGCUGAUCUUAUCAAAAUCCCCAUCGCUUUGGGUGGAUUGGCAUCAGAGCGUGCAUCUUAAUGAGGAGUCCUUUUGGACAAUAGAAGCAUCGGCUGCGGACUCUUGGGCAUGGAGGAAGCUUCUUGACCUAAGACCCCUUGCGCUUCAGUUCUGUAAACUCCAGCUUGGCAACGGCUUAAGCGCCAGCUUCUGGUACGAUGUCUGGUCACCUUUGGGCCAACUAAUCAAACACAUUGGCGAAGCUGGUCCAAGAGCUCUUCGAACGUCGAGAUCAGCGAAGGUGGCGGAUGUUAUUAGAGGCUCAACAUGGAUACUGCCUCAUCCGAGAUCGCAAAAGGAAGUGGACCUCCACGCUUACCUCACCACUAUUCCUUUGCCUUUACCUUUAGAUGAGAUAGAUAUAUAUGAAUGGGUUGCUGGUGAUUCUCCUUUGCGUGUUUUCAGGUCUGCAAUUACAUGGGAAGUGCUGCGACCGAAAGAGGAAAUCAAAGAUUGGACAGACGUCGUCUGGUUCAAAGGUGGAAUCCCGAAGCAUUCUUUCACCAUGUGGAUUGCGAAUUAUGACAGGCUCCCGACGAGGUCAAGACUGGCGUCAUGGGGGCUUCAAAUCUCUCCGCUUUGCCCUUUUUGCUCGUCACAUGAUGAGGAUAGAGAUCAUCUUCUGCUCGCCUGCGACUACAGCAGGGAGGUUUGGAAGCUGGUUGUAGCUCGCUGCAGUCCCCCGAUCUCGAUGUUUUCAUCUUGGCAGGAGCUGCUCUCAUGGAUCCGAGCAUCGCCUUCAAAGAAGCUUUCUUUGCUUAGGAAGCUUGCUGUUUACACUACCAUUUUUCACCUCUGGAAGCAAAGAAAUAAUCUGAUUCACAAUCAGACUUCUAUAUCUGCUGCAGUUGUGUUCCAUGGUAUUGCAAAAGAAAUGAAGAAUAUCAUCUCCGCUAGGAAACAUAUAAAGGGAUUCGGCUCCCUUAUGGUUAUGUGGCUGAGCUGA
Messenger RNA from Raphanus sativus (radish), 3237 nucleotides. RefSeq lists its product as uncharacterized. NCBI's taxonomy places the organism in Eukaryota, Viridiplantae, Streptophyta, Magnoliopsida, Brassicales, Brassicaceae. Bases 1 to 3237 code for a protein of 1078 amino acids. The record is from RefSeq and is a predicted model, not a curated record. The transcript is spliced from 3 exons. Gene Ontology annotation, molecular function: catalytic activity.